AUGGGCACGGGGCUCCUCACCUUGCCCCAUGUCUUCGCUUGCUGUGGCCCCAAGAUGGCCUCCGCGCUGCUGCUGGUGCUGGCAGUCACCACGGACGUGACCUUGGUCCUUCUGGUGAAGUUGGGCCGCAUGCUGGGCGUCACCACCUUCGGCUCGCUCAUGUGCCGCAUCUUCGGCAAGAGCGGCUCGCUGGUCUUUCAGCUCACCCUGAUUUCAGUGCUCUUCUUAGCGCUGACGGCCAUGCAGCGAGUGGUCCUGGACUUGCUACCCAUCUUCGUGGAAUCCAUUUGUGGUUUGAUCCCUGGCACCGUGAAGCCCCUGGCGCUCAGCAUGUUCGUGAACUUGUUUGUGAUUGCCGCCUGCUUCUCCAAGAACUACCAUUCUUUGAGAUUUACCUCUGGAGCCGCCUUGCUGUGUUUGCUGCCCUUCGUGUUGUCGCUCUGGUUCAACGCGGCGCGCAGCACUGAGCAGCCCCGUAGCACCAACGAGUCAAUCAGUCAAGAGGGCUUCCUACUGGCAUCGCCCAUUUUGGCAUCCUCCUUGGCAGGUGGCCACUUCAGCGUCAUUGACAUGGCGUCGCAGCUCCAGAGCCGCUACAAGGAGUCGAUCUACGGCGUGAUCCACGUGGUCUUCCUGGGCUUGAUUCCUUGUUGCUACGUCUCGGUGAGCUGGGCAGGCGUGGUCCUCUUUGGAGCGGACACGCCAGAGGACAUCCUAGUAGAGUUCCAGGGCGACUACAUGAUGGAGGUGGCCCGUGGCAUUCUGAGCUUUACCAAUGCCUUGCGCAUGCCUUUGAUCCUGAUGCCUCUUCAUUCGUUGGUCUGUGACACCUUUCACCUGCUGUCAAGAUCAGCGCAUGAGUCAAGCGCUCUACAGGCCUGGCGUUUGGGUGUUGGAAUGCCCACACUGCUGCUCUCCUCAGCGGCCUUGGCACAAUACCUCAGCAGCCUCUCCAGCAUUUUGGGACUUCUCGGUGGCACCUGUGGGGUCGUCGGAUGUUUUUGUGUGCCCGGCGCCAUGUAUUUGAGGGUGUCCUACACCAAGGAAGGGAAGACUACCCCCAAUGGCGCAGCUGCAGCAACCUUUGCAAUCGUCAUUGGCAUCGCGGUGGUGAUUUCCUGCUGUCUUUCAUGGCUUCAUUGA
Messenger RNA from Durusdinium trenchii, 1143 nucleotides. NCBI's taxonomy places the organism in Eukaryota, Dinophyceae, Suessiales, Symbiodiniaceae. The record is from the annotation of a GenBank genome assembly.